ACCUGGACCUGGAUAGUCAAUAAAUGCUAGAUUGUAUCGACGACUCUUUUCGACAAUCAAAGGCUCGACCAUGUCUGGCUCGCCUUCUUAUUUCUGCCCUCUGCCGCACCGCAGAGGUCCUUCCGCUUCGUCUUGGCCUCCAUACCAGAAGCCGCAUCUCCUGCAUUCAUAUCGACAUCUUCCUUCUAGAGACAUUCAACACGAUGCCCCACCGAUAGCAUACUAUGCUCGCGCACCUAUAGGAUGCAAUCUCAACAACGGAUUCGAACAGAGAAAGGAAAGGGACCCUCGGCUGGUAGAGCAUCUUGAUGGGUUAUGUGAAGGCUUGCUACGGUAUGCGAGAAAAAAAGGGGGCCUGAAGAAGGGGGCGUUGAUCACCUGGAGAGGCAUGCUUACUAGGCUGCUAGUCGCAGCCUACAAUGAUCGAGACAGCUGGGAGAUGAAUGCAUUGUCUCUCGAUGGAAACGUUUACCUAGAGGAUUCCGUCACUUCCGAAGCCGUGGAACGCAAAAUAGCCGAAGACAAAAGCUCGGCGAUCUUUAGCUAUUACGGUUACGCCUUUGAGUCCUACUCGACCGUCAAGGACACUGCAUCAGGCGCUCGAACUCUGGCCUGGACUGAGGACAUGGAUGUCGAUACGAAUGAACAAUGGUGCUGCAUUGCCAAGUCAAAGAUUGGGCACACGCGACUGUAUUGUGGGGGAGAGGCAGAUUGCGUCGAGGGGCAAUGGCGAAACUCGUUAGCGGAUUGUGUCGAGCUCAAGACCAAUAUGCUCAUCAGAGACAGCAAAGGUCAGACGAAUUUCGAGCGCAAGCUGAUGAAGCACUGGGCACAAUCGAUGUUACUGGGGAUCCCGCACGUUGAAGUAGGCUUUAGGGAUAAUCGUGGUAUCGUACAACAAGUUCAAAGAUUCGAGACGAUGCGAAUACCGAGAAUGGUCAGGUCCAGCAAUGAAGCAAAUCCUCUUUGGACAUCUCAACAAUGCCUCGAAACCUUUGACGUGCUCGCCAAUUUCAUCGUCCAAACGAUCCUGCCAUCGGACCCGAUUCCAGGCUGGAAGGCUGCCGACGCAGAAUCGCGCUCACAACUGCCCGAGCCUAUCAUAUGGCGAAUCGGGUUCGAACCGAAGAAAGGGAUCACCUUGAGCGUGGCAGAAGACGCAUGGCGGGACGAGGAGGGCAGAUGGGGAUUCUUGCCGCUACCAUAUGUCCAAGAGUUAGUGGAUGCUCCUUGAAGCGCAUCAGUCUGGCAACAUCCAUACGGCCUUGCAGCAGACUAUGCUAAGAGGGACGUAUACUAGUAGGCGUCGUAGAAGGUGUCUCUGAGUAGCUGUGAUGAGUAAACUUGGUCUAUAUUGAUCUCAUGAUUAGCAACCGACUGUCGACCUUCUGCGGCACGUCGUCAGGUGGUCUACCUGUCCACAGGAUUGGAAAUAUGGAAAGUAAUCUGGCUUGCUUCGAUGUACGCCAGGUCCUCCUCUUGAUUCCAUAGUAACCUAGAAGAUCAGAUGUAGACAGCAGCUGCCAGGCGCAUGACCAUCAGCGUUCUGUCAACAAAUGACUGAUAGAGCCCUCAAUUCAGCAGAAAGGUUGAUCUACGG
This is a messenger RNA of Filobasidium floriforme, 1600 nucleotides long. Its product is annotated as protein RAI1. Gene Ontology annotation, biological process: nuclear-transcribed mRNA catabolic process; NAD-cap decapping. The coding region runs from base 71 to 1234 and encodes 387 amino acids. The transcript has 7 exons. Lineage: Eukaryota; Fungi; Basidiomycota; Tremellomycetes; Filobasidiales; Filobasidiaceae. The record is from RefSeq and is a predicted model, not a curated record. Gene Ontology annotation, molecular function: mRNA 5'-diphosphatase activity. Gene Ontology annotation, cellular component: nucleus; cytosol.